AUGUGUGGAGGUCCACAUCUUCAGUCAGCUUGCCCUCAGAUGGUGGGGUUUAAGAGGUGUAACAUCUGUAGUCGAGAUGGUCAUUAUCCUAGGGAUUGUCCUACGGUCAAGAGGGUAGGGUCACAGACUCAUCAAGCCGGGAGAUCAAUACAGAGGGGUGGUGACAGACCCCAAGCAGCCGGUAGAGUUUAUGCGUUGACAGGAGCCGAGGCGGCUAGCUUAGGUAAUCUCAUCAUUGGGUGUAGUUUGUUGUUUGGGAAGCCGUGUUGUGUAUUGUUUGAUUCUGGAGCAACACACUUUUUUGUGCCAGAGUCUUGUGUAGAGGACCUGGGGUUGGCAGUGAGGGAGCUACAAUAUGAUCUGACUGUAUCUACCCCCACUUCGGGGUUGGUUAAGACAUCUACGGUUUGUGCUAGAUGUUCUGUGGUAGUAGAAGGGCGUCAGUUCAAGGUAAACUUGAUUUGUUUACCUCUACAAGGGUUAGAGGUGAUCCUAGGGAUUGAUUGGCUUUCUGCCAAUCGUAUCCUUAUAGACUGUGGUGAAAAGAAACUGUUGUUUCCCGAGGUUGAGGAGCCGACAUUUUUUUCUUCGGGACAAUUGAGGCAAGAGUUGGCUAGGGGUUCAGUUUGUUUCAUGGUGCUAACUCAUCUGGAGGUGGAGUAG
Vigna umbellata (rice bean) is the source of this 663-nucleotide messenger RNA. RefSeq lists its product as uncharacterized. Gene Ontology annotation, biological process: proteolysis. Gene Ontology annotation, molecular function: nucleic acid binding; aspartic-type endopeptidase activity; zinc ion binding. The record is from RefSeq and is a predicted model, not a curated record. Lineage: Eukaryota; Viridiplantae; Streptophyta; Magnoliopsida; Fabales; Fabaceae.